Molecule: messenger RNA, 1107 nt
Organism: Galendromus occidentalis (western predatory mite)
Lineage: Eukaryota; Metazoa; Arthropoda; Arachnida; Mesostigmata; Phytoseiidae
Product: innexin shaking-B-like
Exons: 1
Coding region: 1-1107 (368 amino acids)
Cellular component (GO): plasma membrane; gap junction
Molecular function (GO): gap junction channel activity
Source: RefSeq, a predicted model, not a curated record
AUGCUCGAUGUUAUCCGUUCAGUGAAGUCUCUCUUAAAGGUAUCGCGAGUGCACAUCGAUAAUGAUGUAUUCCGACUGCACUACACCGCGACCUGUGUGAUCCUGCUUGCUUUCUGUAUAGUAGUCACCACGAAGCAGUAUGUAGGAGAUCCCAUCGACUGCGUCCGGUCCGCGGAGGUCCCUCAGAGCGUCAUCAAUACCUAUUGUUGGAUCCACGCGACCUACUCGGUCAAGUCGCUCAUGCAUCUAAGUCACCAAAAGGAUGUUGUGUACCCCGGUGUGGGGUCAAGAUCAUCAGCGGACUCUUCGCCAAGUGACCACAAAUACCAUAAAUACUACCAAUGGGUGUGCUUCAUGCUGUUUUUCCAGGCGACACUCUUCUAUAUUCCUCGUUGGCUAUGGAAGCUAUGGGAAGGAGGCAAGAUACAAACGCUUAUGAUGGACCUGGACGUAGGAAUGUGCGGUGAAACGGAGAGAAAGCAUAAAAAGAAGCUGCUCGUCGAUUAUCUCGUCAACUCGCUACGUCAACACGACUGGUACGUGGCCAAGUACUUUACCUGCGAAUUCAUGGCCUUCGCCAACGUGGUCGGCCAAAUUUUCCUUAUGGACAAAUUCUUCGAGGGGGAGUUCCUCACCUACGGACUUGAAGUGAUUCGCUUCAUGGACCAGGGAGACGAAGAGAGACUAGAUCCCAUGGUUCGAAUCUUCCCGAGGGUCGCCAAAUGCCAGUUCUAUAAGUUCGGUCAUUCGGGUACUAUAGAGACCCACGACGCCAUCUGUAUACUACCACUAAAUAUUGUCAAUGAGAAAAUCUAUAUUUUUCUUUGGUUCUGGUUCAUAAUCCUGUCUAUACUCACGGGGUUCGUAGUUUUACAACGAGUCAUUCUGACCGCGUGCCCGCCGGUACGCGUCUACUUGCUGAACAUGCGGUUCCGACUCGUACACUACGACCACUUUCACACCGUGGUGAGACGGGGUUCUCUUGGUGAUUGGUUCCUGAUUUACAUGCUCGGCCAAAACCUCGAUUCGAUGAUCUUCCGUGAGGUGAUCGCCGAUAUGGCUAAGAGGAUGACGGCCGAGCCUAAAGAUUCGUCUUCGGCUGCAUGA